UGACAUCAACGCUCUUCACUGGACGACGUCGUCUCACUUUGUAAACAACACUCAUGAGGAUGAAAUGGGAAGUUUAUUUAUUUCCAUCCCACCUUGAAUCACAUGGAAUAUUGUUCAGCAGAUACUUUUUAAGAAUGAAGUGUAAAUAGAGAAGCAGAAGAAGUUGCGGCUUUUUUCUCCUUCCGACUCGUCUCACUCCGUCUGUGACUCACUGGUUUCAGUGGGAAGUGACAGUGUGGCUGCAGUUUCUGUCCUGACAUCUUCUCUGUGUGUUUGCAGCUCUACUUGUUGCAGCUCUGCUUGUGUUUUUCUUUAUUGUCUCCAGGAAGGAACAAUAAUGAUUCUUUAGUAUCGACAGCAGCAAUAAGAGGAAGUUCUGCUGAAGAGACGCUGCUGGUUUACCUGAACACAACAACAGGGUUUAAUUCUAGUUUUUACUGGGGACUUCCUGUUGCUUUAUCUCCUGUGUUUUCCUCUGGAUGUUGUGAUGCCCGUGCAGAAGAUGAUGCCGAAGGUGGAGCAGAGCUCGUGCACGGAGGAUCGCAUCCAGCACGUCCUGGAGCGCUGCCUCAGCGGCCUGGGCCUCGACGCUCCUGACAAGCAGCUGUGGAACGCCGGACUGUGCAUCAACCGCUGGUGUUUGGAGGAACUCGUGAAGAGAGAUCCCCACAACUUCCUCAUCCUCCUGCAGAAGCUGCUGAGCAAGGCGGCGCAGGUGCUGGAGCAGAGUCGCUACGAGCUGGUGGUGCCCCUCACGCUCCUCUUCUCCUCCGCCCUCCUCAAAGCGCCCCACGUGGCGCCGCACGACGGCGUGCUGCAGGAGGCCUACCUGUUGUUCCACGGCUUCCUCACCUGGCCGGAGCCUUGCAGCUCCGCCAGCAAACGGCUGCUGAAGGUCAUCCAGAAGGAGCUCAGAGCGCCAGGUAUUUCGUUUCAAAGACUGGUUCGGGCGGAGCAGGGUGUUUCCUCUGAGACCCACGGAUCCAAAACCAUAACGGUGCUGCUGGUGAACCCAGACGAGGACGUCCCUCCGGAGGUCCAGUCCGUCUCGGAGCAGCUGAGCGGCGGCCAUCACUCCAGCCGAGACGUCUCCAUCCUCCUCGUCCUGCACAGCUUCCAGGCCGCUCUGGGCGCCACCCACGACCUGCGGGCGCUCCGCGCCGCCCUCCAGACGAAGCGUCCCGAGGAGCUGCAGCAGCUGGUGGAGGCGGUGACCGACCGCGUGGAGGCGGCGGCCUCGACGGCAGACCUCAGGUCAGCUCGGCGAGCCCUGCUGCACAGCAUGGAGCGGCUCAGAGACGACCUCGCCGCUCCCCGCGAUGGACUCUCAGACGUAGGGCCCGUUGAGACUUUCACGCUGCCCUUCCCCAAAUGCCACAAGUGCUCCUGGGAAAACGACAACUUAGAUUUUCUGAACGACAUCCUCUCCAUCGAGCCCGACCUGGACUCGCCCGACGACUGUUUCCCUAAAUCCCCGAUGGACGACGACGAUACCAUCGACACCAGCGUGGACGAGGAGGACGAGGCGGACCGCGGGUUCCAGAGCCACCGCAUCUCCACCGCCUCCUCGUCCUCGAGGGACUCCGGCCACUCCCUCUCCUCCAGCUGGUCCGCGGUGUCCACGGCGUCCGGUUCGUCGGGCGUGGAAAGCGACCUCGGCGAGGACGUGGGAGACGAGCUGAAGCUGAGGAAGAAACCCAAGAAGAAGUCCAGGUCCAUCUUGGGAGUGGAGCGCUUCUCCAUGCUCUUCAAGGCUCCGCUCAGCCCCGGCAGCUGCCGGCGGGCCCAGAGCAUGGGUCACCGUGGCGACGUGCAGAGGGCCGCGCCGCCGCAGCUCAAACUCUCCCGGUCUCUGUCCAGACAACUGCAUCCUCUGCACACGCCCGCCGUUACCCAGGAUCCUCUCUCCCCCCGGAAGCACAUGUGCGUCCGCAGGAGGCCGAUCCUGAGCUGCGACGAAGGCGACGCGGCCGAGGCGCCCACGCUGGUCAGGGUGGUCGUGUUCGGAGGGGACAAAGAGGCCGGCCGGCUGGCCCGGGCGUACAGCGACCUGCAGCGGAAGGAGAGCAAACGGCCACGACUCACCAAGACGUGCACGCUGCAGUUCUACUUUGUCCCCACCAGGAGGAGAACGACGGCAAGCACGGGGGGCCAAACACCAACUGAAGGGCGGACAGGGAGUUCAACCAGAGCUCCUGUGGAGUCUAACGGCGGCGUGCCGGAGGACCGGAGCACCGACAUCGCCCGGCUGCUGGGCCGGACCGACCCCUGGUACGAGAGGAACGUCCUCAGUCUGCUCAGCCUGUCCUCGGACGUCCUCUGUCAGACCGCCUGUAAGGACGCCGACAAGGAGUCGGCGAGCGGCGUGGAGACGCUGCCCCUGCUGGCGGACCUGGUGCUCUAUUACUGUCGCCACGCCGACCAGCCCGUUCUGGUGCAGCUCUACCAGGCGGAGUUGACCCUGGCUGGAGGAGAGAGGAGAAGGGAAGUGUUUAUCUACUCUCUGGAGCUCGGGCACACGGCUGGAACCAGAGCAGUUAAGGCCAUGGGCUCUGCCAGUAAAAGGUUUGGCAUAGACGAAGAGCGGGAGGCCGCCCCUCUCGCGCUCAGCGUUGCCUACAACAAGGUGGCCGUCAGCGGGAGGAGUCAGUGGAUCCAGACGGAGGUGGCCUGCACGUCGAUUAAUCUCUACAAAGCCAAACCGGAGCAGCUGGAUGCGAGAAUAGAAAGUCUGCAGCUGACGAUGACCGAGGUCCUCAAGAGGCAGAGCGCCAAGUCUAAAAAGGGAUGCAACCAGCACAUCUCCGUAUCAGAGGUGAAGGUGGACGGCGGAGAGGAGGGGACAACGUUUGCCGUGUGUCUGGAUCAGGAUGAGAAGAAGUUCAUCCAACGUGUCACCAGGUGCGAGGUGUCCCUGUGCUGUAAACUCGGAAGCAGUUCAGACUGGAGGUCCUACAAGUCCUCGCCCGGCCAAGUGCAGCCGCUGCACCCGUCCUACUGCUCCCUGCUCUGCCUCCCCAUCACCUCGUUCUCUGCCUCGAGCCUCUGACACGCUCCGCCACACCGAGGGAAGCCCGGCCCGUUUGGACCAAAGCAACACGGGGGAGUAAGCUAGGGACGCAGACCCUCCUGAGUAGAUACUGAACCCGGUGCAGGGAACAAACAGUAGGACGUCAAGGUGUGCCGAGCUAGUGGAGGAAUGUUUUCAAGCUUCCUUGCACAUGCUUUUCUCUCACCCCCUGGAGCACGGCCGACGUCACACACCUGCUGUCAAAGUAAUUACUUUAUUACUACUGUGUACAUUCUUUUUUGAUGUCGUAAAAUGAACUAUUUAUUUUUUGAAGUGAUUUUCCAUCGUUGGUUUUUUGUUUACAGUUUUUCCGAAACAAGGUUUGAAUCACACAACUGAAAAUAAAAUCUCAAAUCAG
Molecule: messenger RNA, 3428 nt
Organism: Pseudoliparis swirei
Lineage: Eukaryota; Metazoa; Chordata; Actinopteri; Perciformes; Liparidae
Product: phosphoinositide 3-kinase regulatory subunit 5-like
Exons: 17
Coding region: 488-3049 (853 amino acids)
Biological process (GO): G protein-coupled receptor signaling pathway; positive regulation of MAP kinase activity
Cellular component (GO): phosphatidylinositol 3-kinase complex, class IB
Molecular function (GO): 1-phosphatidylinositol-3-kinase regulator activity
Source: RefSeq, a predicted model, not a curated record